Molecule: messenger RNA, 825 nt
Organism: Aspergillus puulaauensis
Lineage: Eukaryota; Fungi; Ascomycota; Eurotiomycetes; Eurotiales; Aspergillaceae
Product: bZIP transcription factor
Exons: 2
Coding region: 1-825 (274 amino acids)
Biological process (GO): regulation of transcription by RNA polymerase II
Cellular component (GO): nucleus
Molecular function (GO): DNA-binding transcription activator activity, RNA polymerase II-specific; RNA polymerase II transcription regulatory region sequence-specific DNA binding
Source: RefSeq, a predicted model, not a curated record
AUGUCAGAUGAACAAAUCGCUCGUCAGACGGCCUCAAGCCUUGAGAAACUUGAAAAUUUCAACUUCCUCCUCUCUCGACACGACCCGGCCGUUGCUAAGAGUCGACAAUAUUCUCUGGACACGGACACUGCUGGCUUGUCUCAUAUCCCAAACCUAAACAUGACCUACGAUCCAACCGAGGGAAUGGGCGGUUUGUCCGUCAGUUCGUAUGAGAGCCUCGAGGACGACCACAGCCCGAUCGAUGUGCGAGGAUAUCCGUAUCAUGCCGGCGAUAAGACCAUCAACUAUUCUGUACCCGACCACAUGCUUUCACACUCGGCCUAUCCUCUAUACCCUCCAAUCUCAUAUGGGCCUGAUGAGAUAGGGCAUGCGCCGGGUGCUAUGACACCUUCGGACGUGUCAUCCUCGAUAUCACCUCCAAAUGGCCAAAUCGGCAACGGCAAAUACAGCACUCAGAUCUCAGGAGACCAUAUCGCUUCUGCACUCGGUCAUGAAGAAGGUUCUCGUCGGGCUGCCGAGGAAGACCGACGACGUCGCAACACUGCUGCAAGCGCCCGAUUUCGCAUGAAGAAGAAACAGCGCGAACAAGUGCUUGAGCGCACUGUCAGAGAGACAACCGAGAAGAACGCCUCGCUUGAGGCGCGAGUUGCACAGCUUGAAAUGGAGAACCGAUGGCUCAAGAACCUCUUGACUGAGAAACACGAAGCAACAUCUACUCGCAUGCCGCCUCCAUCAGAGUCAUUGGGCCACCAAAGUACCACCGUGGCCGGAAGCGGGCAAAAACAUAUUCAGCCAAAAAAGAAGGGCGUCGGCACAGAUAACUAA